Molecule: messenger RNA, 1910 nt
Organism: Brachypodium distachyon (stiff brome)
Lineage: Eukaryota; Viridiplantae; Streptophyta; Magnoliopsida; Poales; Poaceae
Product: protein TIC 62, chloroplastic
Exons: 6
Coding region: 195-1673 (492 amino acids)
Source: RefSeq, a predicted model, not a curated record
ACACUGUGAACAGAAGAAGGGGAUGACCGGAUGAGGAGAGGGUCCCACGCUAUCCCAGCCUGAGGACGCGGCCACGCCAUGUCAGACAGCACACAGAUCACUCCUCGUCUCGUACUGAGACAGCAAGGGAAAUCGGGGAUCGACGGACGUUGGAGCAGCAGAGAGCUUAGGUGGAUUGGACUAGACCGAUCGGCAUGGAGGCCAAGGCCGCCGCCGCCGGCGGCAUCUCCCUCUCGGCGCCGCUGCAUCGAUGCUGCUGCAUCAACAUCGUCGCGCCAGCGGCGGGGCGCUCCGCACAGCGGCUGCGCAAGUGCCGGCGCCAGGCGGCUCCUCCUCCUCCUCUCAGGUCGUUCGCUGGCCGCUCCUUGUCGCGUACCGCCCGCGUCUACGCGGCGGCUGCGGCGGCGGACGCGCCGGCGAAAGACCAGGACCUCGUUUUCGUCGCGGGCGCCACCGGCAAGGUUGGCUCCCGAACCGUAAGGGAACUCAUCAAGCAAGGCUUCCGCGUCCGCGCCGCCGUCAGGAGCGCGGCGAGGGCAACUCCCCUCGUCAAGAGCGUGGAGCAGCUGGAGCUAGGCGGAGACGCGAGCGCGAGGCUGGAGGUGGUGGAGUGCGACCUGGAGAAGCAGGGCGAGGCGGGCAUUGCGGCGGCCAUCGGCGGCGCGUCCCUUGUGGUGUGCUCCAUCGGCGCCAGCGAGAAGGAGAUCCUCGACGUCACGGGCCCCUACCGCAUCGACUACGUGGCCACCGCCAACCUCGUGCGCGCCGCCGCCGCCGCCGCGGGGUCCGUCGACCACUUCGUCCUCGUCACCUCCCUCGGCACCAGCAAGAUCGGCUUCCCCGCUACCCUCUUAAACUUGUUCUGGGGCGUUCUGUGCUGGAAGAGGCGGGCCGAGGAAGCGCUGAUAGCCAGCGGCAUCCCGUACACGAUCGUGCGGCCGGGAGGGAUGGAGAGGCCGACGGACGCGUACAAGGAGACGCACAACAUGGUGCUGGCGCCGCAGGACACCUACUCCGGCGGCCAGGUGUCGAACCUCCAGGUCGCGGAGCUGAUCGCGUGCAUCGCCAAGAACAGGGCCGCGGCCUACUGCAAGGUUGUCGAGGUGAUCGCCGAGACCACCGCGCCGCUGCUGCCCAUGGAAGACAUCCUCGCCAGCGUCCCUUCCGACCCCGGCAGGGCUCCUCCUCCACCCGCUGCUGCUCCGGCCGCCAUGGAGUCGCCUCCUGCAGCAGCACCGGUAGUAGUACCAGCUGCUCCUCCUGCAGCAAAAGCAGAGCAACGGCCGCUCUCGCCCUACACGGCGUACGAGGGGUUGAAGCCGCCAUCGUCGCCAACACCCAGCAGCAGCAGUAAGAGGAAGGACGAUGAUUCUGCUGCUGCUCCUCCUCCUCCUCCUCCAGUCUCAAACCGGCCACUGUCCCCUUACACCGCGUUCGUGGACCUGAAGCCUCCGGCCUCGCCGUCGCCCAGCCCGCCGCGCUCUGCCGCCGCCUCGUCGAACGCAACGACCGGCGCCCCCGCUGACGCGGCAGCUCCGUCUACACCAUCGCUGGACUCAAACGUCGACAACGGCACUCCCACCACUGAUCCUGCGCGCCCACUGUCGCCAUACGCCAGGUACGAUGAGCUCAAGCCUCCGACCUCGCCGACUCCAACCGCGCCCAAAGUAUAGGCCGGCCGGCCACGCACAUAGAUUUAUCUGUAUUUUUCUUUCUUGUUUCAUGCUCGCUUCUUCGGUGGCCUCUGUCUAGUAAUAUGCGCGCGCCAGCGUAUGUAUAUGCCAAUCUUUUUCGACAAUACAUGUACAUGAGAGGAGUAUGACACGAGUUACAUGUCAGUCCAGGCAAGCAUUUUGGCAAAACUGGAUGUGUGCCCGUCAAAAUAAACGUGAGAUGAGUUUUGGAUUUCA